Molecule: messenger RNA, 281 nt
Organism: Nezara viridula (southern green stink bug)
Lineage: Eukaryota; Metazoa; Arthropoda; Insecta; Hemiptera; Pentatomidae
Source: the annotation of a GenBank genome assembly
GGGUUUCGAUGCCUUUCGCUGCAGUUGCUGUUUUGCUGCUCUUGAUGGCAACUCUAGCUGCACUUAUCGGCCACUGCAACAACGACCACAAGACGUUAAUAGCCUGUGCUCUUUACACCUUAGCAGGUAAGGACUUCGUGAACAAAAUCAGUUUGGUGCUUUGGAUCUACAAGUCCAAUAGAUCUAGAAGUCACCGACAACUUUAUCCAAACUCCAUAACCAUAACUCCAAACAUUGGUGACAUUGUGGACUUGGAAAGAUAUGGUGGGCGUGACAUUUAA